AUCGAAUUUAAUAAUCCCUCGGAAUCCGACUAUUUAUAAAUUCUCAUAGAGAGCAAACGCACGAUAGAAACAAGGCUCCUUUCCUCGUUCUUAUCUUUGAGUAGAUAAGGAGAGUCUCCUCUUUCGAAAAUAAAAAAUCCAUGGAUCCUUACAAGUACCGCCCGGCGAGCUCUUACAAUUCUCCGUUCUUUACGACAAACUCCGGUGCCCCUGUUUGGAACAACAAUUCAUCAUUGACCGUUGGAUCAAGAGGGCCAAUCCUACUUGAGGAUUAUCAUGUGAUCGAGAAACUCGCUCAAUUUGACAGGGAGCGCAUCCCAGAGCGUGUUGUUCAUGCCAGGGGAGCUAGUGCAAAGGGUUUCUUUGAGGUCACCCAUGAUAUUUCUCACCUCACCUGUGCCGAUUUCCUUCGGGCACCGGGUGUCCAGACCCCAGUCAUCGUUCGCUUUUCAACUGUUAUCCAUGAGCGUGGCAGCCCAGAAACCCUGAGAGAUCCUAGAGGUUUUGCCGUGAAGUUUUACACCAGAGAGGGUAACUUCGAUCUUGUUGGAAAUAACUUCCCAGUCUUCUUCAUUCGUGAUGGAAUUAAGUUCCCUGACAUGGUCCAUGCUCUGAAGCCGAACCCAAAGUCCCACCUCCAGGAGAACUGGAGGAUACUCGACUUCUUUUCUCACCAUCCAGAGAGCUUGCACAUGUUUACCUUUCUCUUUGAUGAUUUGGGUGUCCCACAAGAUUACAGGCACAUGGACGGGUCUGGUGUUAAUACCUAUACUCUUAUUGACAAGGAUGGAAAAGCCCAUUAUGUGAAGUUCCACUGGAGGCCCACAUGUGGAGUGAAGUGUCUAUUGGAGGAUGCGUGUGUGACCGUUGGAGGAAAUAAUCACAGCCAUGCAAGUAAGGAUCUUUACGAUUCGAUUACUGCUGGAAAUCACCCAGAGUGGAAGCUUUUCAUCCAGACUAUUGAUCCUGAUCAUGAGGAUAGGUUCGAUUUUGAUCCGCUGGAUGUUACCAAGACAUGGCCGGAGGACAUCUUGCCUCUUCAGCCUGUUGGGCGCAUGGUCUUGAACAAGAACAUUGAUAACUUCUUUGCUGAAAAUGAGCAGCUCGCCUUCUGCCCUGCGAUCAUAGUGCCCGGGAUUUAUUAUUCAGAUGAUAAGCUGCUCCAGACUAGGAUCUUCUCAUAUGCUGAUACUCAGAGACACCGCCUCGGGCCGAAUUAUCUGAUGCUUCCUGCGAAUGCACCCAAAUGUGCUCAUCACAACAACCACCAUGAUGGUUUUAUGAAUUUCAUGCAUAGGGAUGAGGAGGUGAAUUACUUCCCUUCGAGGUAUGAUCCGGUGCGUCAUGCAGAGACAUAUCCAAUCCCUUCCCGUAUUUGCACUGGGAAGCGUGAAAAAUGUGUCAUCGACAAGGAGAACAAUUUCAAGCAGCCCGGAGAGAGAUACCGAUCCUGGGCACCAGACAGGCAAGAUCGUUUUAUCCGUCGAUGGGUUCAGGCGCUGUCUGACCCAAGGGUCACCCAUGAAAUCCGCAACAUCUGGAUCAGCUAUUGGUCUCAGGCUGAUAGGUCACUGGGCCAGAAGAUAGCGUCCCGCCUCAACAUCAAGCCGAGCAUGUGAUUAAUGGAUGUGGGGAACUGCUUUCAAGUUGCGGAGGGUUAUAUGUAGAGAAGAGUGUCAUGGAUGUCAAACAGAAGCUGAUGAUGGUUGAUGAUCAUUUCAUUGUACUAAGAACAUCUAAGUGAAGUUAACUCUACUUUGAUCAGAUCAUAUAAUAAAUUGCAGUUUCUAUGCUGGAAAGAAUCUCUUGUUGAGACCUUCCACCUUUAUAA
This is a messenger RNA of Magnolia sinica, 1831 nucleotides long. Its product is annotated as catalase isozyme 1. Lineage: Eukaryota; Viridiplantae; Streptophyta; Magnoliopsida; Magnoliales; Magnoliaceae. Gene Ontology annotation, cellular component: peroxisome; plasma membrane; cytoplasm. The transcript has 8 exons. The coding region runs from base 141 to 1619 and encodes 492 amino acids. Gene Ontology annotation, molecular function: heme binding; catalase activity. Gene Ontology annotation, biological process: hydrogen peroxide catabolic process; response to hydrogen peroxide. The record is from RefSeq and is a predicted model, not a curated record.